Messenger RNA from Penicillium verrucosum, 921 nucleotides. Its product is annotated as copper acquisition factor BIM1-like domain-containing protein. NCBI's taxonomy places the organism in Eukaryota, Fungi, Ascomycota, Eurotiomycetes, Eurotiales, Aspergillaceae. The transcript is spliced from 5 exons. Bases 1 to 921 code for a protein of 306 amino acids. The record is from RefSeq and is a predicted model, not a curated record.
AUGAGCUUCACACAAUCCAUAUCACGAUGGGCUUCCGUCCUACUCCUGCUGUGUUUGGGACUGGCGCACGCUCACACCGUCAUCACGUACCCUGGUUAUCGAGGAAAUAACCUCCACACCAACGGCACCGUCCAGCAAGCUAAUGGUCUUGGUGUUUCCUACGAUGUCAAGAACGGCUCAUACAUCUACCCAUACGGCAUGGAGUGGAUUUAUCCCUGUGGUGGUAUGCCCAGGUCGACCAACCGAACCAAGUGGCCCGUCAGCGGUGGUGCCGUCGCUUUCCAGCCGGGCUGGUUCCCAGGCCACGCCACUGCCCUGAUCUAUGUCAAUCUCGGCUUCGGUGAAAUCCCAGAAAACAUGAGCCACCCGGUUGUCCCGCCCUUCCAGAUCGUCGGCCCGACCAACAACCCUUACCCUGGUACCGUGUGUCUGCCCCAGGUGCCUCUGCCGGCCAAUAUCUCCGUCAGCCCGGGUGACUACGCCACAAUUCAGCUAGUCGAGACAGCCAAGCACGGCGCUGCGCUAUUCAAUUGCGUGGACAUUGAGUUCGCAGAAGAUGGCGAUGCAUCCGUUGAGGCGGUCACUCGCGACAAUUGCUUCAAUUCAUCGGACAUCUCUUUCGAGUACAUGUACACCACCAGUUCAAUCGGUUCGGGGGCGGCGAUGCUACAGCCUCCGAAACUGUCGGCUGCGGCUGUCGUACCGCUGUUUCUGGCUGUCGCCUUCGGGUUGUACAUGUCGCUGUGUCCUAUUGCUCAGUCAGAUGACGGUAUCUCAACUCCAAGGUCUGUAGUAGUUGGGUUUUGCGACGUGGUACCCAUCGAAAACAACUCACUCGAAGCAGCACUCGCCUCGACAAAAAUCAAAAAUCAGCUUGGUUUAUCCAACCCACCUACUAUGCCUCCUAACCUCCACCUAUAG